Hemiscyllium ocellatum (epaulette shark) is the source of this 3931-nucleotide messenger RNA. It is a transcript of the gene rragca, whose product is annotated as Ras-related GTP binding Ca. Bases 117 to 1265 code for a protein of 382 amino acids. Gene Ontology annotation, biological process: cellular response to amino acid stimulus; regulation of autophagy; positive regulation of TOR signaling. NCBI's taxonomy places the organism in Eukaryota, Metazoa, Chordata, Chondrichthyes, Orectolobiformes, Hemiscylliidae. Gene Ontology annotation, molecular function: GTP binding; GTPase activity. The record is from RefSeq and is a predicted model, not a curated record. Gene Ontology annotation, cellular component: nucleus; Gtr1-Gtr2 GTPase complex; lysosome. The transcript has 6 exons.
GUGAGGUGAGCUUGGUUGCACGGUGCGGGAGGCUGAAACUCGAGCGGGUCCGGGCGGCUUCCUCUCCUUUUCCCCCCCACCCCCUCCCUUCUCCUCGCCCGGCCACAGCCGCGACAAUGUCCAUUCAGUACAGCAACGACGAGCCGCUGGCCGGCAGCUACGGGGUGGUGGACUCUUUCCCCAAAGACUUCGGCUAUGGGGUGGAGGAGUCCGACAUGGAAGGCAGCGAGUCGCAGUCGGACAGUAAACCCCGCAUCCUGCUGAUGGGCCUCAGGCGCAGCGGCAAGUCCUCCAUCCAGAAGGUGGUCUUUCAUAAGAUGUCCCCCAACGAGACCCUCUUCUUGGAGAGCACCAACAAGAUCUACAAGGACGACAUCUCCAACAGCUCCUUCGUCAACUUCCAGAUUUGGGAUUUUCCCGGCCAGGUGGACUUCUUCGACCCCACCUUCGACUAUGAGAUGAUCUUCAGGGGCACCGGGGCUCUGAUCUUCGUCAUUGACGCGCAGGAUGAUUAUAUGGAAGCUCUAGCAAGACUUCACUUGACAGUAUCCAGAGCAUACAAAGUCAAUCCUGAAAUCAAUUUUGAAGUAUUCAUUCACAAAGUAGAUGGUUUAUCCGAUGAUCACAAGAUAGAAACCCAAAGAGACAUUCACCAGCGAGCCAAUGAUGAUCUUGCAGAUGCUGGUUUAGAGAAACUCCACCUGAGCUUUUACUUGACCAGUAUCUAUGAUCAUUCGAUAUUUGAAGCAUUUAGUAAAGUUGUACAGAAGCUUAUCCCACAGCUGCCAACACUGGAAAAUCUACUUAACAUCUUUAUAUCGAAUUCUGGGAUUGAGAAGGCCUUUCUUUUUGAUGUAGUCAGUAAAAUUUAUAUUGCUACGGACAGUUCGCCUGUAGACAUGCAGUCAUAUGAGCUGUGCUGUGAUAUGAUAGAUGUGGUGAUUGAUGUCUCCUGCAUUUAUGGACUUAAAGAAGAUGGCACUGGAAGUGCUUAUGAUAAAGAGUCCAUGGCAAUUAUCAAACUCAACAACACAACAGUCCUGUACUUGAAGGAAGUGACGAGGUUUCUUGCUCUUGUAUGCAUCCUAAGAGAGGAAAGCUUUGAGAGAAAAGGGUUGAUAGACUACAAUUUCCAUUGUUUUCGGAAAGCCAUCCAUGAGGUAUUUGAGGUUGGAGUGAGUGCUCACAGACCCAGCAGCCACCAAGUGAACAUGCAGAACAUGAAGACAGUGACUCAUAAUGGCACACCCAGAGCUGCUGUGUAGCCCAGCCAUAGGAAUGACUGUGCCAACUUCUCGUGAUCCAGGUCUGCUGAUGCCACAGCAGACAAAACAAAACGCAAGCAGAGCACAACAGGACUUGCAUUAAAGAUUAGAGCGGUGCCCUUUUCUCUUGAUGAGAAGAACAUUGUGUCCUGAACUUUUGUGGAUUAACGCUAAGCGAUUCUGUAAGCUGUAUCUGUACACUGGGAGGUCUAGCUGUGUCAGUACAGUGGUGGCUUUGCAAAGUACCAAACCCACAAUCAUGCCAGAAUAAUAUUUUGUUGGUCCAGCCUUUUGAUCUGAUUUGUACUGUUGUACAAGUGGAUUAAGAUAACAUCACUUUCAUGACCUGAGUACUUCUACAAUUGUUAUGUUCUUACAAGUGUCAUCUGUGCAUCAUCCGCCCCUGCUUUCUGCCCAGCACCACAAUGUUUUUUUUACUUUGGUUUGUGGACCCAAGGUGAAAGUUGAGAUAAUUGUAGUAGUGUAUGCUGCUACUACAAAUAGUAAAAUAAGUACAGUCACCUGAUCUUUGUGUAAAGACCAAUUAUAGUUUUGAGGGAUUUUUGCAGGGCUUCGAGAGGGGAUACUGCCUGCAUAAAUAACUUUGCCUUGACAGUUCACGUGGCAUAACUUGCUGCUUACAAUGGUCCAGAAUCUCUGCACUAGAGUCAGAACUGAUGUCAUUCCUACAGUACAUUGCAGAUUACAGUUUUGUCCCCCUUUCAAGUUCAGUUGACCUAGAACACUUGAAAUAUUCCUUCACUGCAAAAGCUUAACGCCAUAAAAUGUGCAAAUGAAAUAAUAAUAAAUUUCUUUAAAAUAAAUAGAGGAUGGACUGAAGGGAAAUGAACGCCCUGAACUAGUUGUAUGGUUUGAUGUGGUAACUUUCAGCAUCCUACAGUUGCUUUGCAGAUGUUCUGAAUUCCUGCAAGAAGCUAUUGUCAUUAGCUUAUUUAAUUUGAUUGGUUCUGUUUACUAAUACUGCAGAACAUACAAAUACAUGCCAACAAUGAAGUGAAUUGAAUGCAAAGCCAUUGAUCUCUGCUGAAUAAUAUUUCAUUCAAAAUGCUAUCAAUAAUGACCACGAAUAACCACUUAGCUGCCAUCGUCGAUUAAUGAGACGAAGUGAAAAGAGUUUAAUAAAAGGCAACUGAGAAAAUGGUUAAUUGACCAAUCAAGUAAACGGGUGAGAGAGAGACAUAUUACAUGUGGGUGGUGGUAGACCAGUAUAUGUUUAAUUGAUUAUUCUCUAUGGCAGAGCCUUAUACAAAAAUAUUGCAUAUCCUAAUAGACAACAACUCCCCAAUGUUACCACUAUAUGUACUAUUUCACACUCCCCCGACCAUAGAUCAUAAAAUUGCCACUAUAUAUUUUAUUUGUAUGCAUUCAGUGUGAUUAGAAUUCAUACUAGCACACUUUGCAGGUGAUUUGAGUAUAUAUUGUUCAUUUGCUGCAGUAUUCACUUAAACAGCUCUUCCCCCACCUUCCAUAUUCCUGAUAACUUAAUACCUUCAUAUUUAUAGCUUAUUUCUUUCACAGAUCUGUUUUAAACUUGGGUUAUCAAUAAAUCUGUCUCUGGCUUCAGAUGUUUUGUCCUUUUCAUGGAAUUCUAACUCUUAAGAGCUAUUUGGUGACUUUAAAUGAAUAAGAUUUAUGUUAAAACUAACUUUGCUUAUCACCAUGCCCUAAUAAUUUAAUCACGUUUCCUAGCAGUCAAUAAAAAGUCAGCACUAAUCCAUGAAUGAUAUACAAACUUUGUAAAUGUUAGGCCUGUGUUUUGAUUUCCAGAACUUUGGAGGUGUAUGUCUGAAUCUUGCACUGGAGCAGAAUCUCCCAAGUUCGAUCAAUUUAUCUGGCAGAUUACGUUUUACAUAUUCUACUUAUAAAUACUUGAAGCACAAAGGACCAUAGCAGGUUAAUUUGCGAAAUAGCCCUUGAUUUGCUUUUCUUAAAAGAUGUAGAUCAUAAGCUUUUACUAUUCAAACUUGAAGACGAGAGAUUGCUUGUGCAUUCAACAAGCAUUUCAUUUUUGACAAGUUCUAAAGCAGGUGGGGGGGCAAUUUCCAUGUCAUUAUGACCAGAAGCUAGCAGUUAACAAACCGGCUUAAAUGUGGCUACAGUCCUAUACAUCUCACCAGCCCUGUGUCUUGAGUCUUCGAGCGAUCUCUAACUUUGAGGUUUGUCUUGUAACAUUUUUUAUUUGGAUGUGAUUCAUGAGAUAUUUUCCUGCAGAGGGGGGAUUAUUGCAAGGUGUGACCAACCUUAAGGGGGCACUCCUGAUGUGCAGUUAUUGACUACUGUUUGCAGAGGCUUUGUGGUUUGCCAAUAAAUUACUUGCUUUUCUAGUUAUACAAUGGCAGACAAUGUGUGAUCCUGGAGGUGGGAAGAAUUUUUUAAGAAGUGUUUAGACAUUGGCUUCCUGUGAAAUCAGAGCCUGCUUGGCUACUGUCAGCUCCUUUAGAAAUGCCUUUUCUUUAAAUCCCUUUAAGUGGCUUGUUAUUGCAAAGGUGCUGUAAUGGAUGUUAACACUCCCCCCACCCCCUUCAAAUUAAUUGUGCAAUGAGAGUAUAAAUACACAGCCUACUGAAUCCUUGUAUUAUCUACAAAAAAAAUGCACGUUCUGAUGUCAGAAUGUGUGCUGGAAUAAACCGAUAAUUUUUCAUCUC